Molecule: messenger RNA, 5057 nt
Organism: Larimichthys crocea (large yellow croaker)
Lineage: Eukaryota; Metazoa; Chordata; Actinopteri; Sciaenidae
Gene: tonsl
Product: tonsoku-like, DNA repair protein
Exons: 28
Coding region: 445-4776 (1443 amino acids)
Biological process (GO): replication fork processing; double-strand break repair via homologous recombination
Cellular component (GO): nuclear replication fork
Molecular function (GO): protein binding
Source: RefSeq, a predicted model, not a curated record
UUAGUCUGUCAGACAGAAAGGCGCACUGUUCUCACGCUGUACACCGCCCAAAGACACGUAAACAAAUCAGACUUGUUGUCUAUAAGUGCUAGAUUGUCGCUAAGUAAACACGGUGGAGGAAAAGAGUUGAACACACGGUGUUUUUAAUCCCAGGGAUGCGGGAUUUGUGCCUGACAGGCUAAAAUCAGGGUGUACUGAACACGGGAAGCCAUUGGCUUGACGCUGCAGUGGCGCGGUUUGUGAAGCUAACGGACGUUAACGGACGUGUUUACUAUGUAGCGCCGCUUAACGGGACACCGAUCGGACACAUACGUGACAGCGAGGACAUUAACGGACAAGGACAAAGACGUGUAGAUUAAAAAACAAACUGUUUGUUUGUUUUGUUCACGUAUGACUUGUCAGUUAAGCGCUAAGCUGAGCUAUUAGCCGUUAGCCGCGGCCAAGAUGAACUCUGCACGGGAGAUCAAACAGCUGCAGAAAGCGAAGAGCAAAGCGCAGAAGAACAACAACCUACGAGAGGAAGCGACCAUCUGCAAUCAGCUGGGAGAGCUGCUGUCCAGGAGCGGUGAUUAUGAGGCUGCCAUCGGGGAGCACACGCAGGAGUUGUCUCUCUCUGAGGUGCUGAACGAUGUGAUCGGACGAGCUGUGGCGCAUCGUAAGAUCGGAGAGUGCUACGCAGAGAUGGGCAACAUCAAAGCUGCUUUAGAACACCAGCGGCUUCACCUGGACCUGGCUCGCUCUGUCAGAGAUCACGCUGAGGAGCAAAGGGCUCUGGCGACUAUUGGUCGAACCUACCUCUUCCGUUAUGAAUCGGACCAAUCGAGAAACAGUUUAGGGCAAGCGGAGGAUGCGUUUUUGAAGAGCCUUGGAAUUGUGGAGGACCGUCUAAAAGGAACCGUGUCAGUGCAGGAGGUUAGUGAGAUGAAGGCACGUCUCUUUCUCAAUCUUGGUCUGGUCUGUGAUCAUCUGGGGGAGACUAAACGUUGCAACGACUUUAUCCGACGGAGUAUCUACAUUGCGGAGAAGAGUCAGCUGCUGGAGGAUCUCUACCGUGCAAACUUUAACCUGGGCAACAUCUCCUUCCGUAACGGUCAGAAGUCCGAUGCUGUGCGCUCCCUCGAACAGGCCAAAGAGUGUGCGAGGAAGAUCAAAGAUAAAUUCAGCGAGAGCGAGUGCUUUCACUGCAUUGGCAAGGUGCAGUUGUCUCUGGGCGAUUUUGUAGCAGCUAGACGAUCUCUGAAGAAAGCUCUUUUGUUGGGAUCCCAGCAGCCACUGGACAAGCAGGCGGUGAAGAAAGCUUUCAAAUAUGCUGACCAGGGCUCGAAGCUAGAGGAAGAGUUGGGGGAAGAUCAGGGCAAAAGACUUAGCUCCCAUGAGGCCGUGGGGCUGGCUGAGCAGCUGGGGGACCUGUACUGUAAGGUUGGCUGCUUCAGCAAAGCUCUGGACGCAUACCAAGCUCAGUUAAAAGGCGCUGAGGCGUUGGGAAAGCCUGACAGGGAGCUGGCUGUCAUCCAUGUGUCCCUCGCUGCAACCUACACAGACCUGAGACAGCACAGCAAGGCAGUGAAGCACUACAGACAGGAGCUGGCUUUACGACAGGGCAGCUCUACUGAGGAGUGUAGCACUUGGCUAAACAUCGCAGCAGCUCAGGAAGAGAGUGGCUGUCCUUUCGAGGAUGUAGACAGCAGCUACUCUAAAGCUUUAAACCUGGCUGACAAGUCUGGCCAGGCCAGGCUGCAGAAACGUGCGUUGAGACUCUGGCUGGCGUCCCAGAGACGAUGUGGCUCAUCGAAGGCCGAUGACACCGAGGCGAGGCUGCAGGAGGUGUGUGCUGCUGAGGGCUGGCGUCCAGAUGGGAGCGACGGUGAGGAGGAUGAAGAGGAGGAGAUGGACAACAGCGAACCUCUGGAUGACAGCGACAUCGAUCUCUCAAACUCUGACGAUGAUUUGGAGGGUUAUGACAAGAUGGUGUCAGGAAGGAGGAAAACAGGACGGUGGAACAAGAGGAAUGAGAAGGGUGAGACGUCUCUGCACAGAGCGUGUAUAGAUGGAAACCUUAAGCAGGUCCAUUAUCUGGUCGAACAGGGUCACCCAGUGAACCCAAGAGACUAUUGUGGCUGGACUCCCCUUCAUGAGGCCUGCAACCAUGGUCACUAUGAUGUUGUAGCCGUGCUGCUGGAGCGCGGCGCUAACAUCAACGAUCCCGGCGGUCCCUUAUGUGAAGGAGUGACUCCACUCCACGAUGCCCUCGCAUGUGGUAAUUUAAAAGUUGCAAGGCUCCUGGUGGAAAGAGGUGCUUCUGUCACCCUCCGCAACUCCAAGGGUGACACCGCCAUGGACACCCUGCGCCACUGGCAGAAGACGUACAGCAGAGAGUUGGACCAGGAGACCAAACAGGAGUGCGCGGCUACAGAGAGACUACUGAGGAAGGCUGUCGCGGGGGGAGUGGCUGCUGCUCCGGCCCCAGCCAAGCCUUUCGAUGCUCUGCAGGACAGCCAGCUGUUUGAUGCUGAGAACUCAGAGCCACUGUUGUCCUCUGGAGGGGGCUGUUCUUCCAGCCAAGACUGGCCCAGCACCAACAAGAGCUCGGAGAUGAAGGCAGCACCUUCCAGCCCCAAACGGUGGCAGAGCAACGGCUCAACACAACGCCACCGAGCGAGAGGAACAGAGGCUGCCGUCCUGUAUGGGAAUGAUAGCAGCUCCUCAGACGACAGCGACUCCCCAGUAAGUCCUCUCCGCCCCGUCCGCCUUAGAAACAGUUUCCCAGCUGCCCAGACUCAAAAGGAAGUUCUCCCAAAGAAAGACGCCAACUUGAUCCCCAACUCCGGUCGUGAAAGUGUCAGGGAGGCCCCAGCGGCGUCUGUCUUUGCACGAGAGGAGUACCAGAGUGCCAUUCGAGCCUUAGGCAGCGCCAAAGCUCGUUUCCAGGGUCUGACACAGCCUCAGUUCUCCAGCACGCCUGCCGUCUCAUCCAGCAACAAAUCGGCCCUGGUUCCAGAGGAGGAGUAUCUGGCUGAUGACUGGUUGGAGGAUGAUUUGGAGGAAGUCCAGCCGAAGAAGAAGAGGAGGCUUCGAGUGGAACACGAUGGGACGAGAGGGGAGGACUUCGCCUUGUCCUCGACAGCAAGAAGUCAAAGUAGGCAAUUAAACCCGGACACGGCCUGCAGAGGUUCUGCAGGUCCCUCCUCCUCCAGCAGGAGUCUCUCUCUGAAAAAGAACGGCUCUGUGAGGCCUCACCAGGUCAAAAUGACUCAGAUGCCAGGAAUGGUCCGGUUAGGCAGACGAGAGGUCAACAGGUCACAAAGCCCCACAGUUACCGACGACGACGACAGACCGGAAACGCCUCCGCCACCACAAAUACACAUGCAGCCUCCAACUCAAACGUUGGCUGCUCCCAUGCCCACAUCACUGCCUCCACCAAUCAGAAUGAGGGUCAGAGUUCAGGAAGAUGUUUUCCUCAUCCCAGUUCCACAAAGUGAGGCCGACUCCUGCACUGUGUCGUGGCUGUGUGAGCAGGCCGCCCAGCGCUACUACCAGAAAUGCGGCCUCCUGCCUCGCCUCUCGCUGCAGAAGGAAGGCGCUCUGCUCUCCCCUCAUGACCGGCUGCUGGCCGUCCUGCACACCAACGAAGAGGUUCUGGCUGAAGUUUGCUCCUGGGAUCUCCCUCCUCUCCCUGAGCGCUACAAGAAGGCCUGUGACAGCCUGGCAGUGGAUGAGAACAAGCGUGUCACCCGGCUGUGCGAGGUGCAGGAUGGGAGCUCCUCUGUGUCGGUGUGUGGCCUCAGCUUGGCCCCCUCUUCCCUGAACCCGCUCCUCCGUGCUUUAAAACUUCAGACCAGCCUCGCCGAGCUGCGUAUUUCUGGCAACCGCCUCUGUGAUAACCUUCUUCCUGAGCUGGUUGCCACAACGAUCACCAUGCCUCGGCUUCGGCUGCUGGACGUUUCCGCCUGUCACAUUACAGGGGAAGGACUGGAGAAGGCUGUAAAUGCUUUAAAGGGACAGAGCCAUCCGGCGUUUCCGUGCCUGGAAGAGCUCGAUCUCAGUAUGAACCCUCUGGGUGACGGCGUGUCUGAAUCCCUCUCCUGUCUGCUGUCCUGCUGCCCUCUGUUAGCCAAGCUGUCUCUGCAGGCCUGUGGUCUCACUGCUCGCUUCCUGCAGCAGCAUCGACUGCUGCUGGCGAGCGCGCUGGCAGGUACAGGCCACUUGAAAUCGGUGUGUUUAUCCCACAAUGCACUGGGCUCCACCGGCUUUGAGCUGGUGUUGAGGACUCUGCCUCUUCACUCCCUCACACACUUGGACCUGUCUGCUGUCCGCAAGGGUCCUGCUGAUUACCCGCCGCUGGAACACUUCACCAGUGUCCUGUCACAGGACGAGUGUUCGCUGACCCACCUGAGUCUGGCAGCAAACGGGUUGACGGACAGCAGCGUAGCUACCUUGGCCAGGUGUCUGCCUUCAUGUCCGACUCUGGUGAGUCUGAACCUGUCAGGAAACCCGUCUGUUACGUCGGCAGGACUUCACAACAUCCUGAUGUCCCUCAGAGAGGCGGGUCGACCUUUGACCAUCCUGAACCUUCAAGGUUGUCAGGUGUCUGGCCCCUGGGACAGUGCAUGUCUGGAUGGUUUGUCAGAGCUGGUCCAGGAUCUCCGUCUUUGCUCUCAGGGACUCAACAAGCUAGACCGACAGGCCUUAAAGCAGAGCUGGGACAGCAGUCAGUCACACAGACACUUCAUUGACCGAAAAAGCAAGUGCCUGCUCUCUGCCUUAGCCCCCUCGUGAAGAGUUAAAUGCGCUUCAGAUCUGAUGACAGAUCUUUAUCACUGACACCAUAUUUUGAGAUGUGCAAAAUUUGUAGCUAACUUGUUGCACUACAAAGAUAACCAGCGACAUGGCACCCACAGACAUUGUGUGUAAAUAGGUCAUAUCUUUCCUGUGUUUCGUACUUUCGUCUUAUUUAUGUUUAUCUGUGAAAAUGUGUAAAGACACUUUGUGUCAAGGUGCACCUUUUUGUCCUCUAUCUACUGAAUUAUUAUUAUUAAAAAAAAAUUAAAAAAUCAAAA